CUGACUGACUUGCAGGAGCUACAGCUGGAAUUUCGCUGGCUCUCCUAUUUGACGGGAGGACCAUAUAAAUCACUUCCGAUGAUAUUUUGAUCGCAUUUUCGUCCUUCCUAUUUAUAGAAGUAUUAACUUCGUCUUUUGGCUGUAUUUGGAUUAGUUUUCCCCUCGAGACAACAUGGUAAAUUACGGGCAAAUGAGACUUCACAUGCUUCUAUUCGUCCUGCUUGUUUUCUUCAUGAAGGCUUGUGUCUCAGACACAUUUCCUAAAGCACAGAAUGUCGCCUGGUCCUCUUUUAAUUUUAAGACCAUUUUAACAUGGAGCCCAAAACCAAGGAAUUAUUCAUACACUGUCGAAUUUUCUGAAAUUGGUCAGAACAGAGAACGGAGCCCUCACUGUAUCAGGACCAUGGAAACUGAAUGUGACCUGACUGCAGAGUUUAAAAACUUUAAGGCCAGUUUCAACGCUGAUAUCCUGUCUGAACCCAUGCGUGGCGUCUCUUCUGAUAUAAUUGAGUUCCCUCACACCACAUCUGAGAGAUUCUCCCCCUACUAUGACACUGUCAUCGGCAGACCAGAGUUUAAAAUAGACGUCAGCAGCGACAAAAGGAAGGUGAUGCUCCACGUAACAGACAUCCAGACGUCUCUCUUUAACGAAAACAAGGAGAGACUAAGUAUUCGGGAUAUUUUCAAGGAUGAACUGCAGUAUAAGGUUAUCUAUAAAAAAGCAAAGAGCACAGGGAAGAAAGAGGAGAUCAGUAAAAGUAGCAUCAUCGAGCUGACAGAUUUGGACCGAGGAGUGAGUUACUGUUUUAACGUUCAGGCCUACCUUCCUUUCCGCACACAAGACAAACAACUCGGGGAGCUCAGCCACAUCCAGUGCUCACCAGAAGAAAACAUGUCUGUCUUUGAAGAGUACAGCAUGGGUGUGAUCGCCGGGGCAAUCCUGAUUAUCAUCCUGGCAAUAUCGGCAAUCAUUAUCGUCGUCGUGAUAUGCUGCAGACGAAAAAAGAGAGCACAAAACACAGGAAAAGAGGGAUUACCGCUGAAUGGGUUGUGAGGAGAGCGGACGGAUCAUUUUGGUACGACUCACCCUUAUAAAGGGAGGAUGGUAUCCUAAUUCAACAUUCCAUUGUAAAACAGUGGAAUCUAAACUUGCGUUUCUGUGAAACCUCAAAAUGUAGAUAUGUUAGACAUAAUUUAGCAAGACAGCCUUCAUUCUGAUAGGUGGUGGGUUCUUUAGUUUGUAUGCUAAAUUUACUAAUUCUAUCUACCUAGAUGUUGCUAACUAGUGGAAAUACUGUAUGGUUUUGUGCACAUUUGGGAGAAUCAAAAUCAAAACAUUUUAUAUAUAUGAGAGAGCACUAAUUUAUUUUUUUAGCUAUUAAAGUGGUAAACUGCAUUAGUUUUUAAAGAGCAUCCAUGAAAGGCUCAGCUUAUUUAAGCUGUAGCACAUUCCAAGUACACAUAGCUAACCAGCUAUCACAAAAUAAUAAUAAUAAUAAUAAUAAUAAUAAUAAAGUGUGGUUUGUAUAUGCUGUUUGGUUUUGAUUUGUAUAUUUCUAAUGUUUUACUAUGGACCUGUGAAGCUUGUUGGUACUGAUCUGGAUUUUUAUUAUUUUUAUUAUUAAAACAAAUAAAAAAAAGUAUGCACACGCAGACUA
Messenger RNA from Myxocyprinus asiaticus (Chinese sucker), 1658 nucleotides. Its product is annotated as tissue factor-like. Gene Ontology annotation, cellular component: membrane. Gene Ontology annotation, molecular function: protein binding. The transcript is spliced from 6 exons. The record is from RefSeq and is a predicted model, not a curated record. Lineage: Eukaryota; Metazoa; Chordata; Actinopteri; Cypriniformes; Catostomidae. Gene Ontology annotation, biological process: blood coagulation. Bases 173 to 1054 code for a protein of 293 amino acids.